CACUUAGCAUAGCAUGCUCCAUGACCUGUCCUGGUUCUGGAUCCUUUAGAUGCAAGGAGAGCUGGUCUGAUCUUCCAUAUAUAAGAGGAUGGAGAUUUUCUUGGAUAUCGUAAAGCGCCAGAAGUUUAAACUGUUAGAAGAAAGCACAUCUUGGAUCUUAUAUCUGAAUGGCACCAGAAGCAUUAAGGACGAAGAUGGCACCAGCAUCAAAAGAAAAAAGAAAAAAAAACCUCUUCCCUUGUUUUUCUUCCAUCUUCUUCUUCGCCCAUCUUUGUUAACGAAACGUUUAUGGUAGGCCCAAAAUGAUUAAGGCCCAAGCCCAAUUUACCAUAUAUCCUAUUUUCUUUCCGAGCGCUAACAAGUGUUCUUCUUCUCCAAACUCGAAAAUCUCAGCUUUACGUAAAUCAGAAUCAUCCUUAAUCGGAUUCGAAACUUGCUCACAUCGCACCUUUCGAUUCUACAAAGAUGUUUCAGAACGGGAAGCUGGUCCCACCGAAUAUGCACCAGUACCAGAACAGCACGAGGCUCCUCAAUCUCAAAGUCCUCCGGCGAAUCGAUCCGUUCAUCGAGGAAAUCCUCAUCACGGCAGCUCACGUCACCUUAUACGAAUUCAACAUUCAGAAAAGUGAAUGGAGUCGUAAGGAUGUUGAAGGAUCUUUGUUUGUUGUCAAAAGAAAUAGACAGCAGCCUCGGUUUCAGUUUAUUGUGAUGAAUCGACGUAAUACAGAUAACUUGGUGGAAGAUCUACUGGGAGAGUUUGAGUAUCAAGUGCAAGGUCCAUAUUUGCUUUACCGUAAUACUGGGAGACAUUAUACAUGUUUAUUAUUUCCAUACUCUUCUUCCCCUAAUGGUUCCCUUGGCAAUGUCAGGUUACUUAGCGCAUAUUCCAAGGUUAACCAGAAGCCAAAUACUUCAUCUUCAAAACGGGAGCUUGAGGAAUUGGAAGAUGUGCCUACAGUGUCAGUUAUGGAUGGUUCUCUUGAACCGUCUUCAAGUGGUAGAGAUACCCCUAAUGAUCCUGCUUUUGUCAACUUCUUCAGCUCAGCGAUGGCUCUUGGGAACACUACGAGUGGAUCAGCAAGUGGACCACCAUACCAAUCAUCGGCAAAUCCUCACCAAACUCACCAACCCACCGUUGCCCCUGCGGCAGCUGCACCUCCACAGAUACUAUCACCACCGCCUCUACCAUCCUCCUCGCCUCUAAUGCCUCUUUUUGACAACAAUCCUAAUCGUACCAGUAGCAACAACUCCAAUGUUCACACAGAUUUGGUGACGCCGUCCUCUUUCUUCAGCCCCCCACGGAUGAUGGCACAACCACACCUCGUUCCUGGCUCAUCUAUGCCUCCUCUGAACCUUAAUAAUCCGACUUACCAGCAGGACGCACAUGGCACUCCGAUGCUCCAGCCUUUCCCACCACCAACUCCACCACCAUCACUCGCUCCUACACACAAUGGCCCAGUUAUCAACAGAGACAGAGUCAAAGAAGCCUUGUUAGCUCUGGUUCAGGAGAAUGAAUUCAUCGACAUGGUGACCCGAGCUUUACAAAAUGCACAUCAACCAUCAAGCUGAGAAGGGUCGGCGUCUUCGGAUAGGGGGUUUGAUGUAGAAUGUAUAGUUAGAACGUAGUGUUGUUCUCUUUGAUACCUUUUGAGCAAAGUGUUGAUGGAACCUUCUUAUAACCAAACAUUUUUGUCCAUAUUGAAUGAAACAUCAAGCAUA
Molecule: messenger RNA, 1719 nt
Organism: Brassica oleracea var. oleracea
Lineage: Eukaryota; Viridiplantae; Streptophyta; Magnoliopsida; Brassicales; Brassicaceae
Product: mRNA-decapping enzyme-like protein
Exons: 8
Coding region: 466-1569 (367 amino acids)
Biological process (GO): deadenylation-dependent decapping of nuclear-transcribed mRNA; deadenylation-independent decapping of nuclear-transcribed mRNA; positive regulation of catalytic activity
Cellular component (GO): P-body
Molecular function (GO): mRNA binding; enzyme activator activity
Source: RefSeq, a predicted model, not a curated record